GUUUUCUCUGUGAUUAUGUCAUGCUGAUGAAGAUUUAAUAAUCGAAACGCGUCCAUGCACUAUUUGUUCAGUGAGACAUCAUUGGCGUCACGGUAACAAGAAGUGACGCAGUCGUUUUUGUUUUGCAAAAAUCAAGGCAAAAAUAUUUUGGGCGGGUCUGAAAGCGUUUUGCGUGUGUUAGUUGAUGAUUAGAUCGGAGUUUUGAGUUAUUUGAGUGAUGUAUGGGGUGGCCACGGUGCCGGAGCCCCUUGCUGGCUGGCCCCCUGCUGUGGCAUCAUUCCCCUCUCCCGAUGCUGUUGACCCGGCCCACAUCCGCUGGCACUACAAGAGCGACUCGGACAAACGGUGGACGCCAUUCGACGGCUUCGACUCGCUGACGCUGGAGCAGCACUACCGCCACCUAUUCCCGGUGCCGGGCGACAGCAGUGCCACCUAUCCGUCGGAGGCGGCCGGCGACGGCGAGGCGACGGACGUCAGUCAGCUGCUGAGUCGCGCCGGCCGCCAGCAGGCGUUCCGCGGCCCGCCGGCGGCCUACUCCGGCUCCUCGUACCCGCACUACGACAGCGUGUCGGCGGCGGCGGCGUACGGCGCGGCGGCGGCCUACAACGGCGCCGGGCCGCACGCCAGCCCGUCCCACGUGCGCCUUCAGCACGGCCCGUCCGCGCCGCACGCCACGAACGGCUCCUGUCCCGGUGUCGGUGUCUCGGGCAGCACGGGCCGAGUGCUGGUGCGCGGCGGCAUGUACGAGGUGUCGCUCCGGGAGCGGGUGGGCCGCUCGCUGUACUGGUCGGGCGAGCAGUUCACCGUGUGUCGCGGCGCGUGGUUCUACGACGGUAGCUGGGAGCCGCUGGAGCAGCCGGUGGCAGACGCCGUGGAGGCCGAGCACCGGAGACUGGCGCAGUCGGGCGCCUGGAGCCAGGCCGACCCGCGCGCCGCCAGACAGGCGAUCCACCACGUGGAGUUUGACAAGUUUGUCGUGGUGUGGUACAGUAACGGCGACGUGGCCGUACACAGCGGGCGCGUGCUCUCCAAGGUGAUGCGCGGUCUCUACCAGAAGCUGGGCUUCGAGGGAGCCGGUGAGCCGCUGCGCCGCUCGUACCCGGUUCCGGCCGUGUGGGAGGACCGACUGCAGGACAUCACCCACCUGAUAUUCGUGGUGCACGGCAUCGGACAGAAGAUGGACUCGAGCUCCAUCAUCAAAAACACCGCCAGUAUGCGGGCGAUCGGGCAGCCGCUGCGCGACAAGCACUUUGACCCGUCGGCGGGUCGUGCCGAGUUCAUACCGGUCGAGUGGCGCUCGGCGCUGCAGCUGGACGGCGGCACCAUCGACGCCGUCACGCCGCACCAGAUGCUCGGCCUGCGGCAGAUGCUUAACGACUCGUUCAUGGACAUCAUGUACUACACAUCCCCGCUGUACCGGGAGGAGCUGCUGUCCGGUCUGCGCGGCGCGCUCAACUCGGUGUACGCCAGCUUCACGGGCUGCUACCCGCAGUUCGAGGCGCGCGGCGGCCGGGUGUCAGUGGUGGCCCACUCCCUGGGCUGUGUGAUCCUGCACGACCUGGUCACCGGCUGGCGGCCCGGACACGACACCGGCGUGGUCUCUUCGGCCGCUGCUCAGCUCAGGGGCCACGGAGCGCCAUUCCACGAGAUCGACAGGCUGUGUGGCUUUAUUGAGACGGAGGUGAUUCACAAGAUGCACCUGGGCCACGGCUCCUCUCUGCGCUUUAAGAUUGACAACCUGUUCUGCCUGGGCUCGCCACUGGCCGUGUUUCUGACGAUGCGCAGCCAGUCGUGGGGCCCGCACGUGGUACCGUCCACCCUCUGUCGGCGGUUCUUCAACGUCUUCUACCCGCACGACCCCGUGGCCUACAGAAUGGAGCCGCUGGCGUCCCGCUACUACACCCAAGUAGCGCCCGUCCAGGUGCACCCGCACACGGCGCCCAACAAGGCGCGCUACUGCGACCUGCCGGCCGAGCCGGUCAUACGGCCGGACGCCGAGACGGCGCCGUCACAGAGUCAGCCGCCGGCCACAGCUGCCAAACAGGGCUGGAGUCUGUGGACCCUGAUGAAGGGCGAGAAGGCGGCCACCCGGUCAGCCAGCUGUCCCGGAUCGCCCAUGCAAAGAACCGCCUCCGUCGAUUUGGAGCACCGCUGGGACUACGUGCUACGCGAGUCGUCGGGUAUCGGCGGCUCGUACCUGCAGGCGCUCACCUCGCACUCCAACUACUGGUCCAGCGCCGACCUCGUCUACUUCAUCCUGCACCAUGUGCUGACGCCCGAACAGCCGACGGCCGGCGGGCACAUGUAGCCGGCCGGAACGCAGCGGUGGCCCGUCCGGUCCCUUCCCGGCCAGUCCUGUAACGCCCGCCAGCGCUGAGGGGCUGCACUGAACGGCGGGCUGAGGCCUAGAACGACGAGCCUGCCGUGAUUCGUCCGUGGAUACCGCGAGGUCCAGCCGGGCCUCUCUGUGAUGGAGGAUAUACCGGUGGUGCUGGGGUGCGACGAGCCACCACAAACCGUCCGACGGUCCGAGGUCGGACCGUCAGUCUCGGCUGGGCCGCGGUCUGGACAUGGUCUCGGCUGGUUGGUCCGCAGGGAUCACGGCAGACCGACCUCGUCAGCGCCUUGGCUAAAUGUGCAUGCGUUUGACUCGCCCGUCUUUCGGAUCGCUUCACAUUCCACGUGGUCGAUAUUGUGCACGCGCUAUGACGCGGUUUUAUACAUUAUUGUUAUAUUAUUAUUAGCUAGUCGAGAAUGUGAGCUCACUCUUGUGAUAUUGCAUGCUUUAUCUAGUCAGCGAAUUUUGCCCUUUUGUGGCACUAUGCACUUGCAUGUCUAUUUGCGUGAAUCAAAGCGACUAGUGAUAGGCGCGGCGGCGUUCCCCUGCGCCGGGCGGUCUCGGCCCGUGUGUCGGCCGUCUCGGUUCGUUACGCAGCGCGGCUCUCCGGCCGGCGGAGAGCCUGGAGGACCCGUGAACGGCCCUUGACCGGCCGGCCGGCACGGCACGCCCCGGGCCGCCGCUGAGGGCCUGCUGGCCACCGGAGAGGCCGCAAAAAUCGACUGAGAGCGCGCGCGCCGAGCCGCUCCCCGGCCACAAAGAAGAUCGGCUGCUUUGUACCGACCUGCGGCCUCGUCUGGCUUCCACUGUAUCACCGCUGUGUUUGCGACUCGGGUUGGAAUCGUCACCGCUCCGUCUCGCCUUCUGUCUCUGGUUUCAUCUCAUCUAUAUUCGCGUUUCACGUGUCCUCCUUCCUCCCGAGUUUGCUCUCCCGCACAGUUCGUUGUUCACUCUGCUGCGCCGUGAUUGUGCGGCUGCUGCAUCCUUCGCUCUCCUUCCCCGAGUUUCACAAAGUUUUCUCUUCCUUGUUCUGCCUCGCCCGUCUGUUCCAGCUUCUCCGUUCCGCUCCGGACUUGUUUUCAGGGACUUCUCCGCUCGGUUAACAACUCUGCUCUGCUUCGUUCCCUGCUUUUCUGUCCAAGCUACUUUCCUCGCUCCACUCUCCCCUGUUCCGCUUCUCUGUCUACUCUUCUCUCCACUCCUCUCGCCUCCCUGCUCCGUUCCUCUACCUCAGCUCCGUUCCUCUCCGCUCCGCUUCUCUUUCCCCGCUCCUCUGCCGGGCCGGUGCGUCGCUCGCCUCCCGGUCUCCCGGCCGGCCCGGGCCGCUCGCUCGCCGCGCGGCCGCCGGUCGAUGGCCGCCCAGGUGGACUCUCCCUCUCCCUCUCCCUCUCCCUCUCCCUCUCCCUCUCCCAGUCACGGGCGCGCGGCGCUCGUAAACGGUUCGGCGCGGCGGCGGAGCGGUGCCGAUUUAUCGGCAGACAGAGAUUCAAUCCGCUCCGACUGGACGCAACGCUGACGUGCCGCGGCAUCGAGCGGCGCAGCUUUGAUUUCACUUGGAAAUCGGCCUAUGCAGAGCAGCUGCUGAAGUGUUUAGUCGCGCUGCCGAGCCGGGAUCUUAGGGUCGGGCUGGAAUUGAUUACGGAACGGUUUCCCUUGUCUGGACGUUUGCUGUACUGGUUUUUUGAUGCUCAGACGUCAGUUCGGGUCGGGGUUGCUGAGGGUGAUGUAUUUGGCCCAUGUCUGAAUAUGAGCCCUCUCUCCGAGAUCGGCUCGCUGGCGCCUGGAGCGUUCGAGCACGCCGCGGGUCGGCCUGUCGGCUGCAGGAGGGGUACCAACUACCAAACCAGCCUUCUGUCGGUCACCAGUGCUCUGCAGGGUGGAAAUUCGCCGUCGCACUGUCAGUGGCUGGCUCACGCUGGUGUGGGACUGGAUUUCCUUCCCUCGUCCGGCAGCUGCUGCUGACCGGUACCGGUAAAACCCGGAGCCCUCUGAGGCCGACUGAGGGCAGCAGAUGACGGGCCGUCCGCGCCUCACUGCCCGUGCUGACGUGUGUGGGAGGAGUCUGACUGACUGUAUACAGCGGGCGGCGGCACCGCCUGCACUGGCCUUAUUCCACCGUCGGCAGUCGGCCGACAGCGACUCGCUGCUGAGGGGGCCGACGAACAGCUAUCUUGUGAUACACAGUGCCGCGUGUGUGUGAGCUUAGUUGGAUGUUUUGUUUGUGAACGAAUCCCUGGGAGUAGUUAAUUUGACUUUCACCACGCUAGUCAUUUUUUUCUCGCUAUUUACACCACCAUUGUCUACGGUGAAGCCAGCGCAUGCCAUAUUUAUUGUUAUUGGUUAAGUUAAUAACUGUACAUUCUGUUUGCGCCUGUUAGCUGUGAUUUUGUUUAGACUCGCAUGAUGGUGCUUUCGUCAAUGCAGGCAGCCACGUCCUCAUGCCAGAGCGAUGCAGCGUAUGUUUCAAUGUCGCAAUAUACCGGGGACUGGCGGUCUUGCGGGGGGGGGGAGGUGCGUGUGAGAGUCGCUGCUGCCUAAUAUGGCCGCCUUUUCUUCUUAACUGAACAACGACCAGUGUGAAUCACGUUCAUAUUACAAUACACACCACCGUGAGAGGUGACAAUGGAG
Messenger RNA from Amphibalanus amphitrite, 4966 nucleotides. Its product is annotated as phospholipase DDHD1-like. The record is from RefSeq and is a predicted model, not a curated record. Gene Ontology annotation, cellular component: cytoplasm. The coding region runs from base 218 to 2308 and encodes 696 amino acids. NCBI's taxonomy places the organism in Eukaryota, Metazoa, Arthropoda, Thecostraca, Balanomorpha, Balanidae. The transcript has 11 exons. Gene Ontology annotation, molecular function: glycerophospholipase activity; metal ion binding.